Molecule: messenger RNA, 411 nt
Organism: Medioppia subpectinata
Lineage: Eukaryota; Metazoa; Arthropoda; Arachnida; Sarcoptiformes; Oppiidae
Source: the annotation of a GenBank genome assembly
GCAAGUUCAACUAGUUGAGUAAACGAAUUAAAUAAUUCAGUUUAAUUAAAAUAAAUAGUAUUCAAUAUGAAAUCCGCAUUAAUCAUUUCAACAUUUUUAGCUGCAGCUUCUCUAGCAUUAGCCAUACCGUACGAUUGGGACCCAUUCAUGCUGGACGUCACCACUACUGUCGCUGGCGUUCAGAAACAAAGGGAAGCUGUGAUUAAAGACAUCGAUGAACACCCUUUGCUCAGACAAAAGCAUUUAGAACAGGUCGACCAAAUGAUUGAUGAUAUCAUUAGGACGGAUAGUGGCAAAAACGUGGGGCACAUCGUUAGUACGGAUGUCUUGCAGCACCUGUACAUCACUGCCAUUCAGUCGCUGUCCACACUCUAUGGCGCGCUCCAGAUAUGUGUUCACAAAAAUCUCUAA